CGUCUGUAUGACGAAAGAAACGCAGUACUGUUGAAGUGCCUGUGGCAAGAGUGUCGCGAGCGGGAAGAGGGUGUUGUGAUUAACAAUGCCGGUGGUGCUGCUGGACCGCUUACCGCUGCCAAGUUUGCGAGCUUACACUUUUAUUAGCUUAUUACUUGUGUCGUGUUCCGUGUAUUAUGCUGUGCAAGUUACAUCUGAUCCCAAGUGGAGAGCAAAUGCAACGCUGGCAAGUGAAGGGACUGGUGAAACACCCCGUGACACCGUGGAAAGAACUGUGGAGGAACCUAACUUGACCUUAUUCCAGUACCUGACGCAGUUGGUGGUGUUUAUGGUGCAAGAGCCACUUUGCAUAUGGACGCUGAUAAACAUGGCGUACUGCGUGCUGAUCCUAGUGGGCAAGGUGAUCCAGAGGCUGGUGUUCGGCGAACUCCGCGUCUCCGAGCAGCAGCACAUCAAGGACAAGUUCUGGAAUUUUGUCUUCUACAAGUUCAUAUUCGUCUUCGGCGUCAUCAACGUGCAGUAUAUGGAUGAAGUGGUGCUCUGGUGCGCCUGGUUUUCCGUCCUCGGUUUCCUGCACUUGCUCGCGCAGCUUUGCAAGGACCGCUUCGAAUACCUCUCAUUUUCACCAACUACACCAACAUGGAGCCACUUCCGCUUGCUGGCACUUUUGCUUGGCAUCUUGAUGCUGUCUGGUGUCCUGUUCAUAGUCUGCAUACUUGUUGGCUUUUUUGGCAGUGGUCUCAACACCUUUGCGUUCAUGGUUGCAGAGUGCAUACAACUGACAGUUCAGACACUGCACACAGUGCUGCGGUACUGCCUGCACUUGUAUGACCUCCGGGGGAGUGGAGCUGGUACAGGUGGUAGCGGCUCUGCAGAAGGCUUUGGAGAGGCAAGAGUGUGGGAACGACGUGGCCCUGCUGCUUACUAUGCGCAGCUCAUAUUUGAACUGGCAGCACUUGUUGUAGACUUGUUACACCAUCUGCACAUGUUGCUCUGGUCAAAUAUUUUCCUUUCAAUGGCAUCACUUGUCAUCUGUAUGCAGCUGCGUUACCUCGGCCAUGAAAUCCAACGAAGACUCAAGAGACAUCGAAACUACCUGUGGGUGCUUAGACACAUGCAGCAGAACUAUCCUAUGGCAACACCAGAAGAGCUUGCCGAAAAUUCUGACAACUGUGCAAUCUGCUGGGAGAAGAUGGAAUCUGCAAGGCGUCUGCCAUGUUCUCAUCUCUUUCACAAUUCUUGUUUGCAGUCGUGGCUGGAGCAAGAUACUUCAUGUCCAACAUGCAGACUGGCUUUGAGCAUACAGGGUCCAUCUGAUGGCGGUAGUCGCAACCAGAUGGAACUUGUUCCUCCUGAUAACACUCCUGCCACAAGGAGACAGCCAAACAACCACUUCUUCCACUUUGAUGGUUCACGAUAUGUAUCGUGGCUGCCUAGCUUUUCGGUUGAAGUGACGCAUACCAUAUUGAUGAGGCCUGAUCAGAGGCCACUUCCUGCUCAGACAUCACAGUUAGAUUCUAUGGCAUUGCAGGUACAACAGCUAUUUCCAAACAUGCCACUCCCAACAAUUGUGGAGGACCUGCAGGUUACUCGGUCUGUUGAACUGACAGUUGAAAAUAUCCUUGAUGGGAGGCUUGUGGCACCAUUGCAGCCGGCAGCAUCACAAACACCUGCUAUUGAGCCUUCCCCACCAGUCUCUGCUCCACUGCAUCAUACGUUUAGGGAGGACGAUGAUCAUCCUCAUAGUAGUGGUAUGCCGGACAUAGCACUCUCAGGGGGCCGCUUCUCAAAAUCUCCAACCGAGCGGGAGCGAAUUUUACGUCUACGGAAGGAACAAUUACUGAACACUGCGCGCCGUCGUUACAUAGAGAGGCGAGGAGGAUCGAGUGCGUCGCCCAGCGCUGGCUCCAGUGGUAGCACCUGACGGGUAUUCGGAGCCACGGGGGUCGGUGCACGGGCCACUGUCCCGGGUGUCUCAAAUGCUCGACUGCUGAGAGCAAGGGCUGGGCUCGUGGCAGCAGAGCAUAUGCGGCACACCUUCUCCUGCAGGCUCUCUGUUAUGACCCCACCUCCGCCCUAGGUAGUCGUGUACUUCAUGCACUGAAAAGGAACUGAUGGACUUGGUUAGAAAAUGGAAAGUGGCCACUCACAUUUACAGUGACUGGUUACUCAUUUUAAAAAUGAACUAACUUUCUAAAAUGUAAAAUUUCAUGUGGUGCUUCUUUUAAAUGCAGCAGAUUUUUCAACAAGUAAAAAAAUUUCUUUAUUAGCAGUAGUUAUGAGGGGAUGUAUUGAACUGCAUAAUAAUGCUUGUGCAGAAUUAAACUUUGAAUUCAUUUCUUGUGGUUCUUAGACUAAGAUACUUGUUGGAUGAGAAUUAGUUUAAAGUUGACAUAGAGGAUUUGUUGUAACAUAAAAUUAUUAGAAUUGUUUCUCUGAACUAGUUGUAAUAAUUAUAUUGAGAACAGUGAACUCAUAUUUCUGCAGAAGUUAUUCCAUAUCACAGUUAUCUAUUCCGUCUUCAUUGAGAAAAAGUAUAUUACCUAUUUCAGGUAAUAAAUUACUUGUAGAAUUGCAUGACAAUAUUCUACAGUUUUUGUCCAUCACAGGUUGUUGGUGGAGAACAGUGAUGUUUGAUUCCUCAGCAAAACCUUAACUUAAAGCUGUGGGGAAAGAUUGAAUGCAUUGUUAAAAUGAAGGCUGCAUUUAAAGGACUGUGUGAAUGUGAGUGACCAUUUCCAGUAGGUUGCUGAUGCUUGAUAUCAUACCACUGAGACACAUGUUCCAUUAUUUUGUUACCUUAUUGUCCAAUUACGGAGGUCAGUUUGCAUCAGUUUAUUGUAUACAUGGUUGUAAGAACUGUUUUAUUCAUUCUCCUUUCCUUGCCAGCCAGGAAUUGAAAUAUGGGUUAGUUGGUUGGUUUAGUGUCAUGUUGUUUUGAAAUCAUCUUUCCUUUUGUUCCUUGUGUAAAUGAAAGUGGAUACAACCAAUUUUUACCCUUAGAGAAUAAUAGUGUUAAGAUCUCACUGUCUGAUUAUGUUGGUUUGUGGGAGAGUAGUGGAAAAACUUGUCUGAAUUGGUUACUUUGAGCUUUUGUGGUUAUUUUAGUACUCCUUUAUGAAAGAUGUCCCAAGCACUCAGUACCUAUAGAAACGAUGAUGUAUAUCCACUUAAAAUGCCUUAUUAUGUAGCACUCCCUUAUAAAAUGGGAACUGCAGACACAAUGUUUUGUAUAUGGGCAUACAGUAAAAGUUCCGAAUUGCUUAGAUUGAAACAAAUGAACGAUUAUGGUGUCUGUUUCUUGGCAUAAUUAUAAAAGUUUCACAAUAGUUGAGUAUCAAAAAAGUUCAAACAGGAGAAACUGUUGUUGAUGAUUAUACUUAUUUUCCCGACUUAAACUAAUUUUUUACCUUUUACUUGCCUUUAUAUAGGGUCAAAUAUUUCUAAGAUAACAGCUGGGACAAUGGAAAACUGACUGUGGAGAACACUGUGUUUAAUUUUUUCCUCUGUAGAAACCCAUUUAAAGAGAUUGCUCCUGAAGUGAAAUGCCCCCAGAUGUCUACCAUAACUAUCUUCUCGUGCUCCCACAAUUGUUUUUUUUUAUUAUUAUUUUGGCUGAGACUUGUGGACAAGAUUUUAGAUAGGUUCAUAACUGCUGUUAAGUCGAAAAAGUAUUGAGCGAACUUGUAUUCUGUGUUUAUACUUGGUAAAUAGUAAAUGAAUUAUUUAUUUACAACACUAAGAUCAACUUGACAAAUUAUACUUGAAAACAGGGGACGGACACACACACACACACACACACACACACACAGAGAGAGAGAGAGAGAGAGAGAGAGAGAGAGAGAGAGUACCAUAGGAACAAAUAAAUUCAUGUACAAUAUUGGGAAUUUACUUUAUCUCACUGAUGUGAAAGCAGUUACUAUUGUACAUUUCAACUUCAUGCUAUGUAUGUGUACUUCUGACAAUUCAAAAAUGUUUUAGUAGUGAUUAUGUUGCUGCUGUCACAAAUAUGGGAUUACAUUUACGUUUUGUUGUUGCUUAUAAAAUAGCGUAUCCUGCAGCCCUUACAACUCACUUAUUUUGCAUAGAGUUGAAUGCUUUAUGUUAACUGUUAAGACAAAGUAACACCACCAUAUCUAUUCUGGUAUGUGAGCUUUUUGUGCUGCUGCCAGUGAGUUCAUGUAAUAUCUUGCAUAGUGUAAAUAAAUAUUUGUAUUAUACUUUGUAUAUUUUAAGCAUGAAGUUCUCAGUGGAUGUCAUAAUAGUUAGGUAUUGCUUGUAUCUGGAUAAGACUGAUGUAGAUAAAUUUGGGAUAGAA
Molecule: messenger RNA, 4318 nt
Organism: Schistocerca cancellata (South American locust)
Lineage: Eukaryota; Metazoa; Arthropoda; Insecta; Orthoptera; Acrididae
Product: E3 ubiquitin-protein ligase AMFR-like
Exons: 9
Coding region: 86-1924 (612 amino acids)
Biological process (GO): ubiquitin-dependent protein catabolic process; protein K48-linked ubiquitination; endoplasmic reticulum unfolded protein response
Cellular component (GO): cytosol; endoplasmic reticulum; ubiquitin ligase complex
Molecular function (GO): ubiquitin binding; ubiquitin protein ligase activity
Source: RefSeq, a predicted model, not a curated record